AUGCCUAAAUACAAGACUUCAAACCCACGAAAGAGAAUCAAAUCGCGUGCCGGCUGUCAGACAUGCAAGAAACGGCGCAUCAAGUGUGACGAGAAAGCCCAUGGUUGCUCUCCGUGUGAGAAGAAAGGACUGCAGUGCCCUGGCUACAGGAAAGAUGUGAAAUGGUCCGAUAAAUAUGAGUUGCUCAGAGGGUCUGCAACAAGCCAAGAACAUUCAUUGCACAGGGAUGAUUCGGCCUGGUUCGUAGACGGUGCUCUUCAACUAAGAGCUGCCAUCGCUCCCGGCCAUAUAGCGAGCUUCAAGACCGCGGACGCGCCAUUGGAGAGCACAGACACGGCAAUGAGUACCGCAGACUGCUGGAUUAACACACAUGCUUGGGAUACGUUGUGCAGUUCUUCUGCAGAGCUGUACCAUGAUGACCAGCUCUAUCAGAAUCGAUUGCCAUACAGCUAUCCGGAACCAGUUACUGACAAAUACUGA
This is a messenger RNA of Aspergillus luchuensis, 480 nucleotides long. RefSeq names its product Zn(II)2Cys6 transcription factor domain-containing protein. Gene Ontology annotation, biological process: positive regulation of transcription by RNA polymerase II. NCBI's taxonomy places the organism in Eukaryota, Fungi, Ascomycota, Eurotiomycetes, Eurotiales, Aspergillaceae. The transcript has 3 exons. Gene Ontology annotation, molecular function: DNA-binding transcription factor activity, RNA polymerase II-specific; zinc ion binding; transcription cis-regulatory region binding. The record is from RefSeq and is a predicted model, not a curated record. Gene Ontology annotation, cellular component: nucleus. Bases 1 to 480 code for a protein of 159 amino acids.